Molecule: messenger RNA, 342 nt
Organism: Staurois parvus
Lineage: Eukaryota; Metazoa; Chordata; Amphibia; Anura; Ranidae
Source: the annotation of a GenBank genome assembly
AUGGCCCUACUUGUCCUAAGGGCAGACAUUCCACUCUGUGAAGAAGAUAACCAGCACACUGUCAAAUUAGCCGAGAAUCUUCUGGGCCCCGAAUGGAAAAAUUUCACGGCGGUGGUUUUCACUCAUGGAGAUGUUUUACAAGAGAUGAGAAUGACGGAAGAUGAAUUCCUCCGGUCUGCUUCUACAACAUUGUCAACUCUCCUGGCGACUAUACAUGGCCGAUACUUUUUUAGAGACCCCACUGAAAAAACUCUGCAUGAGCAGCAAGCAGUAUUUGCCAAUCAAAUCUUACAUUUUGUGAGGCAAAAUAGCUACCAGACUGUGCAGUUUAACAAACAUUGA